CAUGGUAGUAACCUCGAAUUCUGGAACGGAUCAAGAUAUUCACAAAUUGAAGCAAAAUGUUGUGUCUACGCUGUUCUCAUGGUCUUAGGGCUACUCCAAUUGUAUCGAGGGUACUUUCACAGUCAAGCUCUAUGCUGGUGAAAAGGUAGAUUUUCACCAAUUCAUCACACAGCCACACAUCUCCAUACUCACAACUUUCCAGAACAUUCACAUCAAUAACACCCCUCCGACCAACGUUAUUUCCCGGCGCAUUCAAACCCACGUCAUCGGUGAUCAUUGCUUCAGAAGCAGCAUCAUUAGAUCUCCUCCCAAAAAUCUCAACACAUCCAGCAUUGAGCACAACACAAGUACGUUGUGGACCUAGAAAUACAUUUAGUCCGAGUCAUUUUGUUAGGAAGAGGAGGCAUGGAUUUUUAAGCAGAAUUAAGACGAGGAAGGGGAGAGCGACGUUGCAGAGGAGGAAGUCGAAGAGAAGAAGUACCUUGAGUCACUAGAGAAAGAAUAUUAGUGAUGGGACCAACAAAAGUCGCCGAGGUGGAACUGCGGGGCAAUAUGAAGGCAUACUGGGAAGCAGGGACGAUGAGCGCAGCAAUUACGUGCAUGAUACUCGGCAUGAUCGAUGACGAUGUUACGGUGGUUGUGUCUGUGGAUUUUGAGCUGCAUGAAGUGUAAGAUACUGAAGAUAUGAAUGUGUACAUCAAGACUUCACAUCCGUUGGAUGGCCAUGUAUGUGGACUGGUCGCUCAACACAUGAAAGAAUUUCAGCCAAAGCAAUGUAGGAAGUCUUCGGAUCGACGGGCUAUACUGUUUUGAACCACGUGGUGAAUUCUACAC
Sclerotinia trifoliorum is the source of this 834-nucleotide messenger RNA. The record is from the annotation of a GenBank genome assembly. Lineage: Eukaryota; Fungi; Ascomycota; Leotiomycetes; Helotiales; Sclerotiniaceae.